AUGUUCUGGCAACUGAGCUGUGCAAGUCUUUGCUUGUUUCUCUGCAUCUCCAUCGCUCGUGGACUAUUGGCAGUGCGUUCGCUUGAACGACGUGCGCAUUUGGAGUCGCGGAUUUUCGUCCUAGCGCGAUCCUUCCACGGACCGAUAUUUGCAGCAUGCUUGCUGCUUGUGGCACUUCGUGUGGCGUUUUUCUCGCUAAUUGCCACAUAUCAAAUGGACGAGAUGGAGUUUUGGCUAAAAGUCGCUACGUUCUGGCUGCUGGACAUGCCCAGUGUAACCCUGGCGGCGCUACAUGGCUACAUUGUACUCUUCGCAGUGCGUCUGGUGUUCCGACGACGCUGGCCCGGAGCGACGACAUCUGCCUCGAGUGGGGUGUUGACCGCAGUAUUUGUGGCAUUUUGGGCGUCACUCGUCGCGCUGGUGACACUGGUGGCGGUCUGUCGAGCUGAAGGAGACAAGAUGGGGUUGGUGGUGCCGCAAUGGAUGACGUUCGGCUACACUGCUGUCAUCUGGAUGACACUGGGGCUACUGACGAUUAAGUACGUAGGACACGCAGUUCAGAUUCUGUGGCGAUAUCGACGUCGCAGCCAAUGGUGUAUUGGAGAUGGAAGAGAAGAAGCGAGUGGAGCACUCCAGAGGCUGCCAGUGCUAAGCAUCUCCUGUUUGAAGAAGUUGGCAGUGUGCAGCACACUUCUGUCAGCGUUGCUGUUUGCUCGAGGUGUGUUAUAUUGCAAACAUCGUGAUCGUGCUGUACAUGCUACAUCAUACGCCGAUUGCUGUGCAUUGUCUGAGUGA
Phytophthora infestans T30-4 is the source of this 795-nucleotide messenger RNA. RefSeq lists its product as uncharacterized. The transcript has 2 exons. The record is from RefSeq and is a predicted model, not a curated record. Lineage: Eukaryota; Oomycota; Peronosporomycetes; Peronosporales; Peronosporaceae. The coding region runs from base 1 to 795 and encodes 264 amino acids.